Messenger RNA from Sycon ciliatum, 3208 nucleotides. RefSeq names its product formin-like protein 2. Lineage: Eukaryota; Metazoa; Porifera; Calcarea; Leucosolenida; Sycettidae. The record is from RefSeq and is a predicted model, not a curated record. The transcript has 3 exons. Bases 166 to 2088 code for a protein of 640 amino acids.
GCUACAGUUAGUACAGAGACAAGAGUCGAGUGUGGGUCAGGGGCUCAGUGCAGGUUUGUGUUAUUAUUAUUUGUUUCCACCGAAGACAGUUUUCACUCAUCUUACAUUCUCAGUGCUUUGCACGUACCUCCAAAAUAUCUGUCCGGAGACCGGAGAUAUCGCAUAAUGGCUUCGGCAGACGCCUCAGCAGCGCAGGUAUCGAAGGAAAUCGGACUAGCGUGCAAGUCAGACUUCAAUGAGUAUCAGCACGCUAGCAAGGAGAAAGGUUGGGUGGUGGUUAGUAUCCAAGCGCCCCAGUGCCAGGAGGAUGAAGAUGGAGAAGUCAGUGAGAAGGAUCGGGCACCGUUGGAGCUCGUUGCGGUGAUUGAUAAAAGUGGCAGCAUGAGGCAGGACAAUAAACUGAAUAUGGUCAAGGAAACCAUGGUCUUCGUCAUCCAACAAUUGAGUGAGAAUGACAAGCUGGGAGUCGUCCUGUACGAUACGGCUGUGACAUCAACUGGUACACUCAAGAAGAUGGAUGCGAGCGGCAAAGCGGAAAUGACUGAUCUGAUCGAACGCUUGCACACAGGGUCCUGCACCAAUCUGUCUGGUGGGCUUCUGGAAGGAUUGGCAAUGAUUGAAGACCUGCAGAAACAGAAUGCCGGCGGCGAUACAAGUGUUAAAAAGGAAAAGAAAACGGUGUCAUCUAUUCUUUUGAUGACGGAUGGUAUUGCCAAUAGGGGCUUGACCACAAGGCGAGAAAUUAUUGCCUGCUUAACACAACGAGGCCGGCAUGACUUCUAUCCUACUGGUGGCCAUCGCGCUACUAGCAUUGAGCAGCAAGAAAGCCAACUUAGCCAAGACAUGCACCGUCAGCAACAUUUACCACCGCUACACCGCCGGCCACCACCACCAGCAGGACCACCACCAGGAUCAGCAGCACCACCCCCACCCCCACCAGGAGGACGACUGCCACCAGCAGGACCACCACCAGCAGCAGCAGUUAUGUCAGCAGCACCACCGCCACCACCAGCAGCAGCAGCAGUACCACCACCACCACCAGCAGUUACGUCAGCAGCAGCAGCAGCACCACCACCACCACCGGCAGCAGAAGGACCACCACCACCACCGCCACCAACAGGACCACCACCGCCACCAUCGGGCCCACAAGCUGGAACAUCAGCAGCAGCAGCAGCACCACCACCACCACCUCCACCUGCAAUGACACCCGCAGUGACCUCUUCAUCAGCUGACUCUUCUGAACUCAGUGACGUUGUGGCUGCAACUGUCUACACAUUUGGCUUUGGUAGUGAUCACAAUGCCGAGUUGCUGCAAGCGUUGAGUAAUGCUGGUAAUGGAAUGUAUUACUACAUUGACUCAUCUGAGAAGAUUCCAGAGUCAUUUGCCGACUGCUUGGGUGGAUUGCUGAGCACAGCCGCUCAGAAUAUAUCUCUGGAAAUCAUGGCUGAGAACGGCUGUAACAUAGUGGAAGCCUAUGCGGGUCGAAGCACCAAAUCAACACAUAGUGGUGUUGCCAUUACAUUGCCUCUGGGAGAUAUCCAGUCAGAAGAAUGCCGCGACUGUGUGUUCUGCUUGGAUCUGCCUGAUUUACCUGAAGAGUGUGAUGAAUGGGUUAUUCUCAGGGCUAAACUCACCUGCUUCAAUGUCAUCACAAGCCUGCUGGAGGUGACCGAAGCCUCGCUGAAAGUACGCAGAGUUAAGGAACUUCCAGCUGGUCGCUCACCCAACCCUGAUGUUGACCAGCACCGUAACCGCAUCACCUCAGCUCAAGUCAUUCAGAUUGCGUCAACACUGGCAGACCGAGGGGAUCUUAAUGGAGCAAGACAUAUGCUGGCUCAGCAACAAGCAGCAAUCCGGUCCAGUGCAUCAAACUCUCGUCAAGUAACAGCGGAGCUGGACCGAGACAUGGAUCGUGUUGCAGCAAGCCUGACAUCCACAUCCAAAUGGCAGCAUGGCGGCAAGCAUUUGAGCUCCAAUAUCGGACAGAAGCACAUGGCGCAGCGGAGCAACGACACCACUGAGUCAGGCUAUACCAACCGCAUGAAGGGCAAGAAGAAGGCAGCCUUCACCAGCCAUGCCACGCAAUAAUCUGAUAAAAGGGUCGUGAGAAUGCCUGAUUUACUCGUCCAACGACACACCUCCACCGCCAUUACCAUCUAGACAAACACCGUGGAAGUACCUCGGUUCACUGCACUGUGUACACUCGUACCUGCAAGAAGUGCUCUCGUAUGUGGUCGUGUACUGUCUGGUUGAUUAGUGGUACACUCAGGUAGAUAGAUUGUGUUUAGAUGUACGUUAUUCAACAUGUGUACGGCUGGUCUUUCAAGUACCGUUCCUUGUGCUGUUAUGAUUUAGAACAGGCUGCCUUUCAAGGAAUCAAGCUUUACAUAUGGCUGUCCCUAGCAGUAUGUGUGACAUCACUGCCGUAUUUCUGAAACCGGCGCCGGUCUUUUACUACCGCCUGUCUGAACAGGUGCCGCAUCAUUUCGGGCUUUUGUGUGGAUUUUGUUCAAAUUUUGUGGAAAUGUAGAGCUUGCAAACCACUAUGCGCCUUGGCCAGUAGUGCUGCCGAUAACAUUGCAUCUUACUGUAUGAUCUUGUAUUCUCACAAUGAUGACCAUGGCCAAUAGGAGAGAUGAUCUGGUCACAGGGGCAUAGGAAGGUAUUUUUAACAUUUUUAGUGUGGUGCGGUCAGCCAUAUUGUUGCGGAUUUCUGUUCGACUAUUAUUUACGCACGUUGUUGUAUUUGGUUCUUGUCUCGUAGAGUUCAGUGUGUGAUGUCAUAAUUAUAUGGUCCAAGUGUGCGCGUGAGUAUGGUGUGAUGUGUGACGUUUAUGGUAUGUGGUGCAUGCAAGAGUGUCAAUAUGCGGUGUCAGAGUGUGAGGAUCUGCUUCCAUCUGUGUGAGAAUGACUGUCAAGUGAAUGUUGUACAUGCGCAGUGCUAGUUUGGUCUGGGAAUGAGAGUCCUGUGUGAUUUGUCCGUGACCUGGUUGUCUUGGUCUUGGUCAUGUGUUCUGUACGUAUUAGUCCCUGAUUGGUCGUCCCGAUUAAUUUUGUCGUCGCCUUAUUACUGCUUGUUCUUUGUUGUUUCUUCGUGUCUUUUCCCGGGUGUCUUUUCCCGUCGUCGUUUUCAGUCUAGUCUUUGUGUCUUUCUCCUCCUGCGCCCUCGUCAUUUAUUGGUAUAAUAAUUAUAAGAAUUGAGACACAA